AUCAUCGAGUUCGAGCUACCUAACCUCAAAAUCUCAAAUAGUUGCUUAACGUUAAAAACAGUGGCCGUGAAUUUGGCUUUUUCCGUACAAAGGAUAAUAAAAUGAAAGCGAUGGCACAUCAUUACGUCGUAACUGCUCACAAACCCACCGCUGUUACCGCUUGUGUGACAGGUAAUUUCACAUCCUCCACGGACUUGAACUUGAUCCUAGCGAAGAAUAUGCGUCUCGAGAUUUAUCUCGUCACACCUGAAGGAUUGAGGCCACUGAAAGAAGUCGGAAUUUACGGGAAAAUCGCCGUCAUUAAAUUUUUCAGACCACCGCACGAGAAAAAAGAUCUGCUUUUCCUCCUCACGACGCGCUACAACGCAAUGAUCCUCGAGUGUAUCGGCGAAGGUGAGGACAUCGAAAUAAUAACAAAAGCACAUGGAAACGUAGCUGACAGAAUUGGCAAAGCUUCCGAAACUGGCAUAAAAGCCGUAAUCGAUCCAAAAGCGCGUGUGAUUGGUUUGCGGCUCUACGAUGGCCUCUUCAAGAUCAUUCCGUUGGAUAAGGACAAUCCGGAGCUUAAAGCCUCCUCCAUCCGAAUGGAUGAGCAGCAAGUGCAGGACAUCAACUUCUUGCAUGGGUGUGCAAACCCAACGCUGAUCCUCAUCCACCAAGAUAUUAACGGCCGGCACGUUAAGACCCACGAAAUCUCCCUACGAGACAAGGAGUUCGUCAAGAUACCGUGGCGGCAGGACAACGUGGAACGUGAGGCAAUGAUGGUCAUCCCAGUUCCUUCUCCAAUCUGCGGAGCAAUCAUCAUUGGCCAAGAGAGUAUUCUUUAUCACGAUGGCUCCACGUACGUGGCUGUAGUUCCUCCAAUCAUCAAGCAGAGUACCAUCACCUGUUACGCAAAAAUCGACCAGCAGGGAUUGCGUUACCUCCUGGGGGACAUGGCGGGUCAUUUGUUCAUGCUUUUCUUGGAACAGGAAACAAAGUCCGAUGGAACAAUGGCCGUCAAGGAUUUAAAAGUCGAACUUUUGGGAGAAGUUAGCAUCCCGGAGUGCAUAACUUAUUUGGAUAACGGAGUUAUCUUCAUCGGCAGUCGACUCGGGGAUUCACAGUUGAUUAAACUCAUCACGAAAGCUGAUGAAAAUGGGUCUUAUUGUGUACCAAUGGAGACUUUUACGAAUUUAGCGCCCAUUGUCGACAUGGCAGUUGUCGAUCUCGAAAGACAGGGACAAGGGCAAAUGGUAACAUGUUCUGGGGCUUUCAAGGAAGGCUCUUUGAGGAUCAUCAGGAAUGGGAUUGGGAUUCAGGAACACGCAAGCAUCGAUCUGCCGGGAAUCAAGGGUAUGUGGGCUUUGAAAGUCAACGGUGGAAAUUUUGAUAACACGUUAGUUCUCUCCUUCGUUGGGCAAACAAGGGUUUUGAUGUUGAACGGGGAAGAAGUGGAGGAGACGGAUAUCCCUGGUUUCGUGUCUGACGAGCAGACUUUCCACACCGGGAAUAUCACAAAUGAUGUGAUCAUUCAGAUUACACCAACUUCUGCGAGGCUUAUCUCUAAUGAAACAAAGUCUGUUAUUUCUGAGUGGGAACCGAACAACAAGAGAACGAUAAGCGUUGUUGCCUGUAACGGAACUCAGGUUCUCUGUGCGACGGGUAAUGAUCUUUUCUAUCUGGAGAUUCACUCGGGGCAGAUUGUCUCCAAGGGUUUUGCUACUUUGCAACAUGAAGUCGCGUGUUUAGAUCUUUCGCCAUUAGAUGGCAACGCGGAGGCGCAAAUAGCUGCUGUUGGAUUGUGGACAGACAUUUCUGUGAGGAUUUUGACCCUCCCGAGUUUAGAGGAAAUCAAUAAGGAACUGCUAGGCGGUGAGAUUAUUCCCAGAUCUAUCCUGAUGACCUGUUUCGAGGGCACCACUUAUCUUCUCUGCGCCCUUGGUGACGGAAGCAUGUACUACUUCUCGCUUCAUAAAUCUAGUGGAAUGCUCGCUGAUAGGAAGAAAGUGACACUGGGAACUCAACCAACUGUUUUAAGGACCUUCAAGAGCCUUUCGACGACGAAUGUCUUCGCCUGCUCGGAUCGGCCAACAGUUAUCUAUUCUUCUAAUCAUAAACUGGUAUUUAGUAACGUCAAUUUGAAGGAGGUGAAUCACAUGUGCUCACUGAAUGCUGAGUCGUAUCCGGAUAGUUUGGCGCUUGCUACGGAUAGUACGGUUACUAUUGGAACUAUUGAUGAGAUUCAGAAGCUACAUAUCCGCACUGUUCCACUGGGAGAGUCGCCGAGGCGAAUUGCUUAUCAGGAGAGCACUCAGACUUUCGGCGUCGUUACGAUGCGAGUCGAUUUACAGGAAAGCUCUGGUGUAAGUGUAGUGAGGCCUUCAGCCUCCACCCAAGCAACGUCAACAUCAAGCAGCAGUCACGUAGCUCCUCACAACAAACCGGGAUACACGGCCAGCGAGAUUGGCCAAGAAAUCGAAGUUCACAACCUUCUCGUUAUUGAUCAACACACCUUUGAAGUUCUUCACUCACAUACUCUGAUGCCUUCUGAAUACGCGAUGUCUUUAAUCUCCACAAAAUUGGGCGAAGAUCUCACCUCGUACUUCGUAGUCGGAACGGCGUUCGUUAAUCCUGAUGAAACAGAACCCAAAAUGGGCAGGAUUCUGCUCUAUCAAUGGAGCGACGGAAAGUUGAACCAGGUUGCGGAAAAGGAAAUUAAGGGCGCUUGUUAUUCCCUAGUAGAAUUUAAUGGGAAGCUCCUGGCGAGCAUAAACAGUACUGUAAGAUUAUUCGAGUGGACAGCCGAGAAAGAAUUAAGACUUGAAUGCAGUCACUUCAACAAUAUAAUCGCCCUCUUUUUGAAAACAAAAGGUGACUUUGUUCUCGUUGGUGAUCUUAUGAGAUCCCUCACUCUCCUUCAAUACAAAACAAUGGAGGGCAGCUUUGAGGAAAUCGCCAGAGACUACAAUCCAAAUUGGAUGACCGCAAUCGAGAUUCUCGACGAUGAUACUUUCCUCGGCGCUGAAAACUGUUUCAAUCUCUUCGUCUGCCAAAAAGAUAGUGCGGCAACUUCAGAAGAAGAACGACAGCAAAUGCAGGAAGUUGGUCAAUUUCAUCUAGGAGAUAUGGUGAACGUAUUUAGACACGGUUCGCUUGUUAUGCAGCAUUUGGGAGAAUCAAGUACACCAACGCAGGGUUGCGUUCUUUUUGGAACGAUUAGUGGUGCGAUUGGACUUGUUACGCAAAUUCCCGCUGGCUUUUACGAAUUCCUUCGGAACAUGGAGGAUAGAUUGACGUCGGUAAUAAAGAGUGUUGGCAAAAUCGAACACAGUUUCUGGAGAAGCUUCAAUACGGAUUUGAAGAUCGAACAGUGCGAGGGAUUCAUAGACGGGGAUUUGAUUGAAAGCUUCCUUGAUCUCAAUCAUGAUAAAAUGGCCGAAGUCUCCCUGGGACUAAUGAUUGACGAUGGCAGUGGAAUGAAAAAAGAAGCGACUGUAGAUGACUUGGUGAAAAUUGUCGAGGAUCUAACUAGGAUACAUUGAACGUAAAAACUGGGAAGUGUUUUGUGAAUUAAGACUUUUUCAGCGACCCAGAAUGCACUUCAGCGUUCUAUGUUUCUCGUACUUUAGAACUGAUUUGUAUAAACGUGUUACUUUUUCUACGAGUAGCAACGCAGAGAUUCUGAAGUGCUUUGCUGUUCUUCGGUAAUUUAACGAUCCUCUGAAUUCGUCACAAACGAUAGAUUGCGUUUUGUGCAAGACACUGCCAUAACGGUGUCUUAAUAUCUUCUAAAAAAAAUGUACAGGAUGUAAAUUAUACCAUUUUAAAAGAACGGAAGUUUUUUUAGUACUAAGUAAGGGUUUUUUUCUGAAUUAAAUAUAGAGUUUUGUAUUGAUA
Belonocnema kinseyi is the source of this 3879-nucleotide messenger RNA. RefSeq names its product DNA damage-binding protein 1 (gene pic). Bases 102 to 3524 code for a protein of 1140 amino acids. Gene Ontology annotation, molecular function: nucleic acid binding; protein binding. NCBI's taxonomy places the organism in Eukaryota, Metazoa, Arthropoda, Insecta, Hymenoptera, Cynipidae. The record is from RefSeq and is a predicted model, not a curated record. Gene Ontology annotation, biological process: DNA repair; proteasome-mediated ubiquitin-dependent protein catabolic process. The transcript has 7 exons. Gene Ontology annotation, cellular component: site of double-strand break; nucleus.